ACAGACAACAACGAGAAGGACUACAACCAUGCCACGGACAAGGAGUACGCAAAGUACAGGGAGUACGCGCAGCAGGCGUACUCGAAGCGGGCGGAGUUGGCACACCGGUCGCAGGAGGCAUACAAGGCGGGCGACAAAAAGCAGGCAGGCGAGUUGUCUGCCGAGGCGAAGCAGCAGCUCGCCAUAGCGGAGCAGAACAACGCCAAGGCCGCCGAGUACGUGUUCAUCGAAAACAACCGGGACUCGGACGACAACGACAUUGAUUUGCACGGCUUGUACGUCAAGGAGGCGGAGUACAUCUUGAAGCAGCGCAUCAUCAGCGGCAUCCGCAAAAACCAGCCGACGUUGGACUGCAUCGUCGGCAAGGGUCUCCACUCGAGGAAUGGGGUUGCCAAGUUGAAGCCUGCGGUGGAGCAGCUCUGCCAGGACGCCAACCUCAAGACGUGGAUCGACAAGAAGAACUCGGGGGUGCUCCACAUCGACAUACGUAACGCCCGCAUCCCGCAGGACUGGUACAACGUCAAC
Pichia membranifaciens NRRL Y-2026 is the source of this 525-nucleotide messenger RNA. RefSeq lists its product as hypothetical. Lineage: Eukaryota; Fungi; Ascomycota; Pichiomycetes; Pichiales; Pichiaceae. The annotation marks the transcript as partial. The transcript has a single exon. The record is from RefSeq and is a predicted model, not a curated record.